AUGAGGAGUGAAGUUCAACGAAUCAACCAUUCUGUUUCGAUGCUGAAAGAACGUAUAAAGGACAACAAUGAAAGAAUUAAGGUUAACAAAACACUUCCUUAUCUUGUUUCAAACGUUGUUGAGCUAUUAGACUUGGAAGACAAUCAAGAGGAAGAAGGUGCGAACGUUGACUUGGACGCUCAUAAAACAAAGUGUGCUGUUAUAAAAACAUCAACAAGAGCUACAUACUUUCUCCCUGUUGUCGGAUUGGUCGAGCCUUCUGAGCUGAAGCCUGGAGAUCUCGUUGGAGUAAAUAAAGAUUCAUACCUUAUCCUGGAGAAGCUUCCAGCUGAAUAUGACUCUCGUGUGAAGGCAAUGGAGGUUGGUUACGAUACCCUUUGCUGA
Cooperia oncophora is the source of this 384-nucleotide messenger RNA. Lineage: Eukaryota; Metazoa; Nematoda; Chromadorea; Rhabditida; Trichostrongylidae. The record is from the annotation of a GenBank genome assembly.